Molecule: messenger RNA, 3172 nt
Organism: Somion occarium
Lineage: Eukaryota; Fungi; Basidiomycota; Agaricomycetes; Polyporales; Cerrenaceae
Source: the annotation of a GenBank genome assembly
GCUCCCAUUGGUAAUUCCAUAACGGUCCCCACGCCACAGUCUUGACCUUCUUUGUGUCCUAAAACGGGAUUAUCCACAGUGACCACAGUCACUUUUUCGGUUAUCGGAAUCAAGCACAAAGUGUGGUUGAGAGAAUUAAUUGAAGGCAUAUAAAAGCUUCGCCCUCUUGUAACCUACCCUGAGCUCCCACCCGCUACUCCACCAGAGACAGAACGUCCUAUCACACCCCCGCAAUCUGGUCCGGAGGUUCCAACUGAUCCUGACCUGCAGGCGUCGCCCCACAAGGCCACCAACACAACACUUGGGAAGAGCAAGAACAACUGGCAAUAUCGAAUCAUUGCUCAAGAAGAGAUGGACACGUCUAUCUAUCAAGAGGAUCUCGACAAGUGGUUCUCGAAAUUUCUGCCAGGUAAAGAUGGUGAAAACCUCAGCUUCGAACCGGAAGAUCUCCCUGAAGAAUUCCGGGAAAAGAAGUUUCACUUUGACGAAGUUACGUUCGACGCGAACAGUGGCCAUCCCAGGAUCCAACUUGAAAAGGAUCUCUAUCCUAUCUUGUGUCCUGUGAUACAGAACGUUUUCGACCUUGCCGCUCACAGGUCAACGGGGGAAGCUCCUCGGGAUCUGCUCAAAAUCCGAGACACAAGUCUUUGGGAAGAGGAGAGCGACAAUAAAUUAAGUCCUGAUUUCUUAGUUCACAAGGACUCCGUGUCCCGGCCCUUCGAGCUCGACGAUGCCCGAAAGAAGACCGUUACUCCGAAAUCGCAUAGGAAAUUCGUUGGACGCACCGCUUACUCGUGGAGUUUGCUACCCGGCGAGGCCAAGAUUAAGGAUGACGGCUUCGGUCUAGGUGACAAAUUGAACCUUCCGGACACCGACGCUGGUCGUCAAACUCGUGGACAGUUCGCUGAAUAUAUCUCUGAGAUUCUCGCUCGACAACAUCGUCAGUUCACCUUUGCGUUCUAUAUCUACAAGAAUUGGGCUCGGUUCUUCAUCGUCGACAGGGUCGCUUCCGUGACUACCCCGGCGUUCGACUACGUCAAGGAUCCCUACACGUUUCUGAAAUUCUUCUAUCGUCUGGCUCAAGCUGACGCCUCAGCACAGGGGUAUGACCCCACUGUCACGCUGGCAUCAUCUACCAGUAUCUCUAUUCUCAAGGAUCAUAUGUCCACCGACCAUGGGGUUAUCCAACCGUUCAUUGACGACGCUAUGAAUGAUGCUUUUGCCUACGAAUCGACUUCUAUCUGGCCUUUCUACGAAGUACAAGUCCGCGACCAUGCCACAGGGAACAUUUCGUACUUUCUUAUUGGAAAGCCGCGGACGCCAUCCACUUCUCUUCUUGGUCGUGCAACAAAAGGCUACGUUGCGUUUGAUCUAAUUGCACAUGAUUUUGUCUGGCUGAAGGAUACUUGGCGUCUGGCUUCACUGCAUUCUCACCCUGAAUGGGAAGUUUAUGAUAAGCUCAACAAAGCUGGCGUUCAACAUAUUGCUACAAUGCGGACUGGUGGUGAUGUGUAUGACCCCAAGUUACAACGCACUCUUUCCCAGGAGUACCUUAGCCAUGCACGUCUCAAACCUCGGAUCCACUGUCGCCUCGUCAUCAACGAAAUUGGCUGUCCCCUGGAAACGUACCGGACAAGUCGCGAUUUGAUAUAUAUUGUCUUGUGUGCCUUUCAAGCACAUGAGGAUGCGUGGGUGAAGGCCGGGACACUUCAUCGGGAUAUCAGCGACAACAACGUCUUGAUCUUCUUUGUGAACGGUAGAAAACGUGGCCUGCUCAUAGAUUGGGAUUUGUGCAAGUAUGCAUCCGAACUGCAAGAACGCAAGGCGACUCAUAGAAACAGAUCGGGCACCUGGCAGUUCAUCUGUGCCGUGCGCCUUCAGUACCCCAAAAAGUAUUGUGAAGUUGCAGACGAUAUCGAAUCGUUUGUGCAUCUUAUAAAUUGGUGCGCCCUGCGAUACCAUCAUCACAAGGGUGUGAAAUCGCAGUCUGGAUUCGCUACAUUUGUUCACCGAAUGUUUCUGGAUUGCACGACCUCUUCGGAUGGCCUUCUCUACGGAUGCGACGAAAAGUGGGCUGCUAUGAUGAGGGGUGACCCUGGCUUCAAGCUAACUUCCGAUGAGAGGUUUCAGGACGUUAUAAACCAGCUCAUGCGUCUUUGCAAUAGCCACUAUCGCUGCUUUGAUCUUGAAGAGCUGCAACGAUUCCAACCAGCUGACGCCAAGGAAGCUGAUGAAUCUUCACACGUCUCUACGACCGAAGACCCAGACGUUGAAGCGCCAACAGACAUAGAUAUCCUUAGGUCUCCAUUUGAGCCUACUACGCAGGUCGACCAUACCAAAGCCGAUGUCGCGGCCGGGAUCGCCGCGACAGACAUCCAACGUGGCCCUGCAAUGCGCACUCUGGAUGAACAUCUACACGUCGCUCGUGUACUGUUUGCUGCAGCGCAGGAUCCAAAUUGGAAUUGCAAGCGAGACCCUAAGGUCGACUACUUCGAACAACUGCUCGAUGUCAAUCUCACUCUUGGACGCCGGUCGGUUGCAGGGACACGAUCUGUCUCGACUUCUUCUCAAAAACGACCUCCUCCGGUUUCAGGCAGCAUGCAGCUGAAGAGGUCUAGAGGGUCGCGAUCUAAUGCUAAUGCUUCCCAGCUUGCUUCCUGGCCUGAAGAGGAGGACGGGGAGGACGAAGAGGGGGAGCAGCAGGACCAGGACCAGGGGGGCUGCACCCAGCUCCAAAGCCAGCAGUCCUACAGGGACGUUGAAGAAGAUGAUUCAAAUUGGAAAGUAGAGGCGGAAAUAAUGGCUAUUCGCAAUGCUAGGCGAGAUAACGUUAUUGAUUGGAAGGAUUUCGAUGACACCGAGCUAGAGUAGUGUAGUAGCUGCAUCCUGCAUGUAGGCUUAUCGCCACGAACGACCUCUAUACGUAACAUGAACUCUGAGUAUAUACUGAUGUCAAGUCUUCGAACCAAGAGGAUUGAUGAGCAAUAACAACCACCCGGACUGAGAAUGGCCGCCAUGCUGUUGUCGCCCGUUAUCGUGCUACCACCCCUCUCUCGUUAGAGCAAGCCAUGUUUUCUUACUUCACCCUCAUUCUAUUACUUACGCUUAUCAUGCAGUUCUAACCAUUAGCUUGCAUUUAUAUCGCAGUCAUGACAUCCGUAUGUCAUCCAUC